ACCGGGGCUGCAACCCCAGCCCGAGUCGACCCCGGGGGGCGCUGGGGAGAGUGCCUGCCUCCGGCAGAAACAGUACCCGGAGUCUCCAGGAGAACCCCAACGUACCUGCGCUACUCGUACCUGAAAGUGGCGAGGGCCACCUCCCGAAGCCAGCGCUGGCAGUCGUGCUGGCGGCGAUCCGAGGCUCAGGUGCCCAGUGACGCCUCUCAUAAAAACAACAACCUGCUUCACAGGCUCCUGCUGCUGAGGGGACAGAAGCGACCGGCGGUGGCGCCGAAGAGCAUACUGGGACUUGUAGUCCCCCUUCAAUCCGUCUUUGAGGGAAGGUGGAGUCGAAGAACUACUAUUCCCAUAGAGCAAUGCGGCCUCGCCGUUGGGCGACAUCAGGAAGCCCCGGCUCGCCCAGAGAGUCAGCUGUGCGAUCACAACAUCCGGGUCUUAGCGAAGCUUCCUGUUUUGAAUGAACUGGAUUGUCCCACCAAGUCUAAAGCAGAUAUAGAAAAGAAAAUUACUUCACCUAAGAAGAAAUUGCCUCCAAAGAAGCAACCAAAACCCUUAGACCUUCCUCCCUGUGUAAAUCCAGGCAAUCCUGUAUUUUCCUGUAUGUUGGAUCCACCUACUCUCCAAACAUGUACUACAUUGUCAAAACCUCAGAUGAUCAUGUAUAAAACAACUUCAGGGGGUUAUGGUGAAAUAACACCUAUACCACCAUUUCUUCCUUGCAACUUUUUCCCAAAAAGUAAUACAUUUACAAAUCACCUUAAACUGACUGGAAUGUUUCAGAAUAAUUAUCUGAACACUGUUCUUGACAGAGGCAGAGUCAUUGACUUUCCAAAUUUUCAACACACUCUAUGAAAAUACUAUUUGUAUUUAUGGGGAAAUUUUCACUUUGGAAAAAUAAGCAUUUAAUGUUAGGGCUAAAAGUCAUUCAUGUAACAAAAAUAUUUGGACCACAUUGAAGAUACUUUAAAUGAAUAAUCCAGGUAGUUAAGGUAAUUGUCUUCUUACCUGAAUGACAGAUCUUUAAUUUUAAUGUUUCUCACCCAACUCCUGUGGAAUAUUAGAAAUAGCAGUUACCUCAAAAUUGGUGAAGUAAAAAAAUAAAAUAAAUUAAAUUUGUUA
Molecule: messenger RNA, 1122 nt
Organism: Sarcophilus harrisii (Tasmanian devil)
Lineage: Eukaryota; Metazoa; Chordata; Mammalia; Dasyuromorphia; Dasyuridae
Gene: PIERCE2
Product: chromosome 2 C15orf65 homolog
Exons: 3
Biological process (GO): axoneme assembly
Cellular component (GO): axonemal microtubule
Source: RefSeq, a predicted model, not a curated record